UGCAACGGGAGGACAAGCUGCCUGAAAAACCGGAGCAAAACGCGAGAGACCACGAGAGAGGGAGGAGGGGGGGGAAACGGAGAGAGAUCUCUGAGGGGAAAGAAGUCAUUCGGAGCAGGGAGAGGGAGAAAGCUGGAUGAAACUGACAAGGACACACGGGGAGGAAAGCGCACAGAGGAGCCUUCCCUGACGGAGGAGAGAAGCGAGGGAGUGCGUGCACAAAGUGGAAAAGAAGAAAAGGAGGAGGAGAAAGAGGAGAAGGAGCCUGACAGGAGGUCGAGCUUAUGAAUCUUGACUGACACAAAAGCGAAGAGGAGGAGGAGGAGGAGCAUGAGGGCAAGGGAUGGAUUUGAUUUGGAGAGAGUAUUUUUAGAAGGAGGAGUGGAGACAUGAGAGAAAUAUUGAGAUUAGAGAUGCUGUCUUUGAGUGGUGGUGAAAGAAAGUGAGGAGGAAGAAGAAGAAGAAGAGAGAAUAACAGGAGACAGAAAAAGGGGGGAGGAGAUGUUGAGAUCAGAGUGUGACAGAACAGAUUAUCUCUGGUCUGGUUUCCCGCAGGAAACCGCUGAGAGUGUAUGUCCGUGUAUGCACGUGAGUGCCUCCUUCUCCAUGUGAAAGUGUAUUGUAGCAUGUUUCUCACUGUGGCUGUGCUGCUGAGAAGCAGGUCUGCCAUAAGAUGAAGCUACCCCGUGGUUACCCGCAGGACCUAAUAACACUGUUUAAAGCCAAGUCGGGGGGGAGACCAGGAGAAGACCAGUGACAUCAGGAGGAAGUCAAAGCAUCAAAAGUGAGACCGCAAAGUGGAACAGAAAGCAAAUGAGCAUGGGAGACUUUUGUGAAUUCAAUUAAAGCUUGCACUUAAUAGUGACAAGGAACUGAUUGCUGCCUCUGGCUGCCGAAUGCCUCUGCAAGGCAGUGAAGCCAAAAAACACACACGUAACUCAGAAGAAGAAAAACCACAGCGCUGGAACAAGGCAAGCUCUCUACUGACAGACUGCACCACGCCAACCAAUUCCUUCCACUGUCGUCUCAUUAUUUUAAUUACAUUCCUUUCUUUCAUUUGUGUUUUUUUUUUUGUCCUCUCUGCUCAGCCCUUGGUAUUUUGUAUUCUGUCCUCCUCUCUCCCUCUCUCUUCCCCUCCCUCUUCUUCUUGCCUUCGCUCUCUCUGUCUCAUCCUCUCUUGUUCACUGUCACACUAACUGUGGAUGCUGGAAUCGCUCAUGUAGAAGCCACCUUGCUUGGAGCACAUUUGCCUAGCUGAUUUUUUUUUUCUUCCUCCCCUGCUGAGUUGGAUCUGUGGAGCACUCUCAGAUCAAGAGACCAGGAGAGAUGACCAACAAGUAGCUGUUCAUCAGAGCUCCUGCACCACCAGGAGAAGACGAUUUCAAAACAGCUGCUUUCCACGAGGGGACCUCUGCUUGUGAAUACAGUACAGUAUAUUUACAGUUAAGACUGCAUGGGUCAUUAGUAUUCGUAAGACCAAACACAUUUCCAGGUGUGGAUUACGGUAGUGGAUUUAUCCUGGAGCUACAUGUGGGCCCCAGCCCUUGAGGCCUGGCCUGGAAAUGAAGCCUUUCCCGCGGCUGUAGGAGCGGUGUGGGCAGCUAUGGCCCUGGAGGGGCGCUGUCUCCGGCGGGGAUCUCCAGCCAUGAUCAGAAAGGGCUGUCAGCGGCGCCCUACAAAGCCAACUCUGGCUCAGGUCACUUCUACACUGCUGUCAAGGACACGCCUGCACGGCCUGAGGCAUGUUUGUGUCCCUGGUGGCUCAGUGGGCCGCAGGGCCUUCUGGCUGCUGGCCCUCUGCACCUCCCUGGGGCUGCUUUUAUCCUGGUCCUCCAACCGUCUACUCCACUGGCUUUCCUUCCCCACAUACACACGGGUCCACACUGAGUGGGCCAAAGAACUAGCCUUCCCCACAGUCACUAUCUGUAACAACAACCCUAUCCGCCUCUAUAAGCUCACCAAGAGUGACUUGUAUUUUGCCGGCCACUGGUUGGGCCUGCUGCUGGCUAACCGGACAGUGAGGCCCAUGGUACUGGACUUGCUUCAGGAAGACCGUCGGGCCUGGUUCAGAAAGCUGUCAGACUUCAGGCUCUUUCUGCCUCCCAGAAACUUUGAGGGAACCAACCUGGAGUUUAUGGACAGACUGAGCCACCAACUGGAUGACAUGCUUCUCUCAUGCAAAUACAGAGGAGAGCCCUGCGGAGCUCACAACUUCUCCUCUGUGUUCACCAGGUAUGGCAAGUGCUACGUGUUCAACGCCGCAGAGGAGGGGAAGACGCUCCGCACCACCAUGAAGGGAGGGACAGGAAAUGGCCUGGAGAUAAUGCUGGACAUCCAGCAGGACGAGUACCUGCCAGUGUGGGGGGACACAGAGGAUACAGCCUUUGAGGCAGGUGUGCGGGUGCAGAUCCACAGCCAGGCGGAGCCCCCGUUUGUUCAUGAGCUGGGCUUCGGCGUGGCCCCCGGCUUCCAGACUUUUGUAGCCACACAGGAGCAGAGGCUGACCUACCUGCCUCCCCCGUGGGGAGAGUGCGAGUCGAAGGCUCUGGAGUCUGGCUUUUUCGAGGCCUACAGUGUAACUGCCUGUAGGAUCGACUGUGAAACGCGCUACAUUGUGGAGAACUGCAACUGCAGGAUGGUGCACAUGCCCGGUGAUGCUCCGUACUGCACGCCUGAACAGUACAAAGACUGUGCUGAGCCUGCCCUUGCUAAACUGUCGGCUGUGGAGAGCAGUAACUGCAUGUGCAGGACACCGUGCAACAUGACCCGCUACAACAAAGAGCUGUCUAUGGUCAAAAUCCCCAGCAAAACCUCGGCCCGCUACCUGCAGAAGAAGUUCAACAAGACGGAGAAGUACAUCACAGACAACAUCUUGGUGUUGGACGUGUUCUUUGAGGCAUUGAACUACGAAACCAUUGAACAGAAGAAAGCCUAUGAGGUUGCAGGCUUGCUGGGUGAUAUUGGGGGUCAGAUGGGUCUGUUCAUUGGAGCCAGCAUCCUCACCAUCCUCGAGCUGUUUGACUAUGCUUAUGAGGUGGUUAAAGACAGACUACUGGAUUUACUGAGCAGAGAGGAGGAGGAGGAGAGUCAUGGAGAGGAUGUGAGUUCCUGUGACCCGGUGGCAAACCAUUCAGAGUCGAUCAGCCACACUGUGACGGUCCCCCUGCAGACAACGCUGGGCACCCUGGAGGAGAUUGCCUGCUGAGGCCCUCCCCCUUACCCUCAGAGCCACACAAAUCCAGAGGCUGCCUCCUCCACUGGGUGGCGCUACAUCCUCCUUGAGGGGCACCAUGCAGGAACUUAACAGGGGUGGGGAGGACACCAGGACAAGAACAGGGCUUGGUCUAAGGACGGCGCUGUGCUCUGUCACACCACCCUGUCUGAGGCACUAAUGGGGAUAAAGGAGCUGUCGGCUGGACUUAUCGGCCCUCUCUGUCACCCUGCAUUGUACUGUAGUGGGAGGGCGGCCUCCACUGUGCCAGACCUGCAGUGGGGUCUGAGUCUCCACAUACACGCAGACAGAAAAUCUGACUCAGUGAUGGAACUACCCAAAAAGGGGGCUGAUCCCUGUGCAGCAUAUCCAUGUAACAAACACAUUCAUAUGUCGCUCACUGCCAAAUGAACUGUACAAAAUUGGUUUUGAACUGUCCAAACUGCAUGCGUCGAUCUAUCUUGCUCUCUUUGCUGAUGCAUACGCUGGACUGCAGUGUUGCUUUACUGUACAUGUGUGCCAUUUGUCUCUCUGUCUGCAGGACAGGCCUGUAACAAGGGCCCAGGUGAGAUAUCGAACUUCGAAUGUACAGAUUGAACAUAUGGUUGUUUAAGAUCAUAGUUCAGAUAUGACCAAUCCAUCUUUGAAAAUCUAUUCUAAUGAACAGUUUAUCAUUUUUUAGUUAAUUAUCUUGGGAUAGAAGGAGUUGGUGAAGUAUGAGCAUUACUGAGGAAAAAAAAUACCUAAACAUUUUACUUUGUUUAUUGAAAAAACAGAGUGAAAUCUGAAAAUUUUGCAGCUUGCAUUUUGCAUAUUUUUUCACCUGUCGGUUUCAGUUUAAUCAGUUUACUAAAGGCAUGUUUGCUACGUGACUCCCAGGGUGCUAAGCUGUUCUCUGCAGACAUCUUUAAAGGGAUGUCAUACUCUUACUGUUAAUUUAUGUGAGUAACUGACUGGCAUCUGGCUGCUGCACCUCACCACAGCACCCAGCUAAGUCAGGGAAGAUUCUGAAUUUAUUUGCCUGCCAGACAACAAGUCUUGUACAAAAAAUCUGUGGUGAAUGAAUAUACCCAUGGUGUUGUUAACCCAUUAUUUCAUUAAGAUAAUUUCAGGGUGAUAGUUUGGACAGAUAUUAUCAUUUUAUCAAGGAUGGCCUUAUGUUGUCCUGCACCAACAAAACAUCCCCAGGCUUGACAAUUUUAAACAAUUUUCAUUAUAAAAAUGACUACAAAAGCACCAUGAGGAGGGUUCAGCCAGGAUACAUUUUUUAUUUGUUUUAUUUUAGGAUACAGGGUCUGCUGUGUUAUGGUGUAAAUAUCAGUGUUUUUUCUCAUAAAAACGGGUACCACGCAGACAUGCCUGAAGCAAAUCUAAUUUAAAAGAACUUUGGUGAAACAUCAACUCCUGGUCCAGACGUGACUACAUAUCUGUCACAUUUCUUCAUAAUGUUACUCAAUCUAUAGGUGAGAAUGUUAUCUAGCAGGCAGUAGCGUUUUGGGGUAGUUGAAUGUCUUGCUAAAAAUGAACGACACACUUUGCUAAGAGCACCACCUUUUCAGUGCAGGUUUAGCUGAACCUUCAGUGUCCUCAGAAACAACAGUUACAUAUAUAUGGCUUUACACCAAAAGCUUGUGUGAGACCAUUUGGAUGAUAUAGUGUUAUCAGAGUUUUCUAUUUCUAGUCCAUGAUCAUCCUAGCAUGGUCUCUGUCAUCAUGGUAAUGUACGUUACAGGUAGGAAUGAAUUCAAGUGAUUUGUCAGACUGUUUGAAUUAUGAUUUCCCAUCUGUGGCUCAACCUGCUGUCUCUGUGUACUAUCUCAUGUUGUGGCUUCAGACAAACACAAUCCUCAGCCAACCUGCAGGGAUGUGAGACAAACGUGUCUCACGUCUCUUAGCGGCAGCAACACUGGCUGAUUCUUCUCUCUACUUUGGCUUCAAUUGUUAUAGCAGAACAGCAUUUUCUCAUUUUGUGAUGCAGCAUACAGUGUGUGUUUUUA
Molecule: messenger RNA, 5208 nt
Organism: Seriola dumerili (greater amberjack)
Lineage: Eukaryota; Metazoa; Chordata; Actinopteri; Carangiformes; Carangidae
Gene: asic2
Product: acid sensing ion channel subunit 2
Exons: 10
Coding region: 1529-3205 (558 amino acids)
Biological process (GO): sodium ion transmembrane transport
Cellular component (GO): membrane
Molecular function (GO): ligand-gated sodium channel activity
Source: RefSeq, a predicted model, not a curated record